Molecule: messenger RNA, 1272 nt
Organism: Aspergillus ochraceoroseus IBT 24754
Lineage: Eukaryota; Fungi; Ascomycota; Eurotiomycetes; Eurotiales; Aspergillaceae
Exons: 6
Coding region: 1-1272 (423 amino acids)
Source: RefSeq, a predicted model, not a curated record
AUGGGAAAUAACACCGCCGAAGUGCAUGCGGUGACCGAUCCGGACGAUGAAGAUACACACGAUAGCCUUCUGUCUCUACGAUGGACCGUUGAGAGCAGCUGGUGGCGCCGAUCCAGCUAUGCAGGGUGUCUCUUGUACAAUGUCGGCUCUUUUCUGCUCCCUGCGUUGUACAACACUCUAGUCAAGAUCUGGAUUGCGAACAUUGACUCUACCUUGGUGGUUACAACGGAUGUCUAUACUUAUAUCGGCACUGUUGCAGAAGUGCUUAAUGAAGGUCUUCCUCGAGCCGUCUGGGUGACUAUCGCCGAUCAAGUUACGCGGUCAUACGAGUCUCGUCUAGAACUCGCACAUACUCUGGUCGCGUUCCAAACAGUCCUCGGUCUGAUCAUGAGCAUAAUUUUCACCAGCGCAGCCAAUGCCUUCACGGCCACCUUCGUCCCGCACGAGGCCCGGAAAGCAAGUAUUACCUAUGUUCAAAUUAGUGCAUUCUCAGCCCUCAGCUCUGCUAUAGAAGUUGCAGUAUCCAACGUCACAAGGGCUCUGGAUAAGCCCGACGUUCCUCUCGUGAUUAGUUCAGUCAAGAUUGUCUUUCAUGUGGGUGGCUGGUCUCCUAAUAUCAACAUGCAGGCUGCGAUUCGUCUAAGCUGUGACAUGGUCGCGGCUCUUACUGGCCUAGCAUACUUCAUCCAGACAAUCAACUUAUCCGAAGAACGACGCAGCUGGCACUGGAUUAUAAAAUUCCCGCGAUUUUCUGCCUUCUUAACGCUUCUCAAACCAGGUCUAAUCACUUUUGUUGAGUCGGCAGUUCGAAAUGCGCUAUACCUCUGGUUGGUUGCAGGAAUUGUGACGAUGUCCGCAGACUAUGCUACAGCAUGGGGAAUAUUUACUACAAUUCGAUGGGGUUUGAUCAUGGUGCCUGUUCAGGCACUGGAGGCUACGUCUCUCGCUUUUUCAUCAAUGGUCACGCGACCGGCCUUUCUCUCUGCUGGUAUAGCUUUAGCUAUCGAAGUACCCCUCUGCAUCCUUCUGGCUACUGUAGGGUGCAACCCAUUUGCUUACUAUCUAAGUCAAUCUGAAAGGGUUGCUGAGAUUACGGCUCAUAUGUGGCAGACGAUAGACUGGUGUUACAUUCUGUAUGCGAUCUCUACCCAGCUUGCCACCGUACUGCUGGCCACCCGUCCAAUGUGGUAUCUUGUGCAGAGUCUCAUUUCCAACCUUCUUUACGUCCUUCCUUGGGCAAUUGUCUGCCAAGUUGCUGACCUUGAUCCUUAA